AGUUAGGCAACUCAUGCUCUACGGUAGUAGUAACAAAGAAAGCUGUCCCUCUCUUUCGUCGGAUUGGCAGAGGCAACCCGGUUAAGGUCGGAGACUGCGUGGCUAUAGACUAGAGAGAGAGAGAGAGAGAGAGAGGCGAAAGGGUUGCCCGUGAGAAUUCAGAGAGAGAGAGAGAGAGAGAGAAGAGAGAGGGCAAAUGUUCACUGCAGUGAAUUUGCAGGUUCCAAGCCCUGUAAUCAAGUCAAACUGCAACCUAUCCUUCGCCGCUCGGCGGCUUUCGACUCUCCGGCUGCCGAACCGCGCGUUGGCUUCUCUCUCUUUUCAAUCCGUCAAUGCCCCAUCGGAGACGUCAACGUCCUCUCACUUCACUUCCACCGUCGGAUCUCCGCCCCCCUCUUCGCUUCAGCUAAACUUCAAUCAACGUCACAUCACAGUGCUCAACCUCAUCGCUUGUGUGACAGCAAUUUCUGCAACUUGGCUCUUUUGCUCUGCAAUCCCAACUCUUCUGGCUUUCAAGAAAGCAGCAGAGUCAGUAGAGAAACUAAUGGACGUUGCACGAGAAGAGCUGCCUGAUACAAUGGCUGCUGUCCGAUUAUCUGGCAUGGAGCUCAGUGACCUGACAAUGGAGCUCAGUGACCUGGGCCAGGGGAUAACUCAAGGUGUUAGAAGCUCGACUCGAGCUGUCCGCGUAGCUCAGGAAAGAUUGAGCCAGAUGACGAACAUGGCUCCAUCAGGAUCAGGAGGUAGCCACUCUGGAAAUCAAGACACAAGUACCAAUGGUAGCUAAAACUGCAAGAGGCACGAGGGAGGCGAUUGUUAAAAGUCGCUCAUUCUUUCAAAACUUUUGUACCCUUGUAAGGUUUUCUAGGAUGGCCUUUAACUACUUCUCUUCUCGGUCUAAACAGUAAAUCUGGAUACACAAACUCUCUCUUUCUUUCUGGGGUGCAUUAGUUUCUAGGUUCGGGGUUACGCUUCUGAUAGAUUGGGGCUGAGUGUUUGCAAAAUUACCUGGGUGUUAUGCUAUUAGGUAUUAUAGACCUAAAAUUUUGGCUUAAGGGAACUAGAGAGGUGAAACGGCAUUCCCGUUCUCCCGUUCUUGUCUGGUAUUUGCCAAUUGCUUUAUUUCCUGUUUUCACUCAUGUUUGCAACUUCAAAACCUUGAUCUAUGUGAUUUUCCAACUGCUCUUGGAUACCUUUUCUUUUA
Rhododendron vialii is the source of this 1204-nucleotide messenger RNA. RefSeq lists its product as uncharacterized. NCBI's taxonomy places the organism in Eukaryota, Viridiplantae, Streptophyta, Magnoliopsida, Ericales, Ericaceae. The record is from RefSeq and is a predicted model, not a curated record. Bases 197 to 787 code for a protein of 196 amino acids. The transcript has 5 exons.